AUGCCAUCCGACGUGAAUGAACGCGUCGCCCUUGUCGGACUUGGAGCCAUCGGCAUCUCCUUCGCGGCUCUCUACCUUAGACAUACGAAGAGCAAUGUCAGAGUCUUUGACACCAGGCCCGACCUCGAACAGCAUCUCUCAACGGUGCUGCCGGGUUACAUCGACUCGGGAGAUGCGUCGCUGGACAUAUCCCGCCUGCGCGAGUCUGGCCGCCUCGUGAUCUGCUCCACACUCGAAGAGGCGUGCGGCGGCGCCACCAUUGUCCAGGAACAAGGGCCCGAGAACCCAGACUUUAAACGUUCCGUUUGGCCAACGAUUGAAAGCUUCGCACCUGCCAGUGCACACUUUUGGAGCUCGACCUCUGGCAUCGCAGCGUCUUCUCAGAACCGAGACAUGGUCGACAAGACUCGUCUUUUGGUGGUCCACCCGUUCAAUCCGCCACAUAUUAUGCCGCUGAUCGAAAUUGUUCCGUCACCGACGACAAACCAGGACAAAGUCGAGUUUGCCAAGAGCUUCUUCGCAGGGUUGGGUUCCGGCCACCGGCCCGUGGUCAUUAGAAAGGAGGUACCCGGUUUCGUGGGGAACCGAUUGGCGUUUUCGCUGCUCAGGGAAGCGUGUUCUCUGGUAGACCAGGGCGUCGUCAGCACGGAAGACGUAGACACCAUCAUGGAAGCGAGCCUUGGGCCUAGGUGGGCUGUCCAGGGCAUCUUCAAGUCAUACAACAUGGGCGGUGGGGUAGCUGGGAUCCAAGCUUUCUUGAAUAAUCUUUCUGGGACCAUUCAAGAGGUAUGGGAUAGUUCAGAGCCUGUGAGUUUCCAGACCAAGGCAAAGAAUGAACCGGAGAGCACAGAAAAGAGAGACGACCCGGCAUGGGACGCGAAGGUUGUACAACAAACAGUGGAGGCCUAUGGGUUGCCUAACCCGGAGCAAUUUCAGCAGCGAGACAUAGCUCUGAGAAAGGUUUUGGGGACCCAACGGGAAGCGGAAAUUAUGAAGUAG
Messenger RNA from Colletotrichum orchidophilum, 999 nucleotides. RefSeq names its product 3-hydroxyacyl-CoA dehydrogenase. Gene Ontology annotation, biological process: fatty acid metabolic process. Bases 1 to 999 code for a protein of 332 amino acids. NCBI's taxonomy places the organism in Eukaryota, Fungi, Ascomycota, Sordariomycetes, Glomerellales, Glomerellaceae. Gene Ontology annotation, molecular function: NAD+ binding; oxidoreductase activity, acting on the CH-OH group of donors, NAD or NADP as acceptor. The record is from RefSeq and is a predicted model, not a curated record. The transcript has a single exon.